Prorocentrum cordatum is the source of this 2499-nucleotide messenger RNA. Lineage: Eukaryota; Dinophyceae; Prorocentrales; Prorocentraceae. The record is from the annotation of a GenBank genome assembly.
CGGCGCCGCCGGCGGGCCGAUGGCGCAACCGGCGGGGGGCGCCGAGGAGGCCGCCGCGCUGGUGAACGAGUUGGGCCCGGCGGAGGUGGCAGUCUUCGUCAGGCUGCUGCAGCCGUCCGUGAAAGGGGCCCUGAGGGAUGCGCUAGCGAUCCAGCAGGGGCCGCCCGCGAGACCGCCGCCCCAGCACGGCGGCCCCGAGGACGGCGAGCCCUGGGGCGGCAAGGGCGGCGAUCGGGCGAGCGCGCACACCAAGGGCGGCAAGCAAGGCGGCAAGCAGGGCGGCAAGCAUGGCGGCCCUUCGGGCAAAGGCGGUCCCGGCAGUGCUGGGCGCGGCGGCGCUCCUCAGCAGGCCACGCCAGAGCAGCUGGGGCCGCUCGCGCAUCCGGAGUUCCUGCCCGCGGCGGUGUCGGAGACAGGCGAGCAGGUCGCGUUCCAGGGGGGUACCGGCACGCCGUGGCAGCUCGUCGGCCCAGAGGAGGGCUCCUUCCGAUGGGACCUGCAGGACAGGGACGCGGUGUCCCAGGACGCGAAGCAGGAGGUGAGGGAGCUGCUGGAGCAGUACGCGGACGAGCACGGUAUUUUCGUUGGCCGCGGCUCGCCAGUGAAGCUGGCGCUGCGCCGCGGGAGCUUCUGGAUCUCCUUGGCCACGGGCCGCUGCGCGGCCGACGCGGCGCCCGCGGAGCCCGGCGCCCCGGGCGGCGAGGCGGCGCCCGCCGCGGCGCCGGCGCCGGCGCCGGCGGAUUUCAACGGCAGGGCGGCGCUGGCCCCCCGGCUCCCCGACGACGCGGCCCUGCUCGGCGGCUGGGCUAGACCCCCCACGCUCAGCGUCAGCGGGCUUCAGGAGCAGGGCGGGACUGGCGAGAGGCCCUGCAUGUCGCUGAGGGUGAUUGCGGAGUUGUGCAAGGCGCUGCAGGAGCAGACCACCAGGAUCCCCGAGCGUGCCACAGCCCUCCCGCCCGAGUCCAGGGCGGAGGCCAAGGAGCACGAGGCCGCGGUCGAGCUGGCGAAGGCCGAGGCGCACAAGCGGACAGCCAGAACCAGCAAGCACAUCAAGAUACACGCCAAGGUUGCCCGCGACGCCAGGCACGCGCCCGCAGUCCCCAACGCGUCCUCGGAGGGCGACGCGCCCUCGGAGGCGGCGGGCGGCUCCCGCCGGCCCCCGCCUGCGCCCGCUGGGAGGCACAGCCAGGCCUCCUCCCGGGGCCGCAGUGACGCCGCUCCGCCCGCGCCCUUCGCCGCCAGCACGUCGCUGGAGCCCGCCGGGGGCACCGCCAGCAGCGCUGCCGCGGCGCCUGGCGACGCAGCCCCGAGUGCCCUGCCAGCCGCGGGCGCCCUGCCGCACUCGGGCGGGCCUGGCGGAGCCCGGCGCGGCGCGCCCGCAGCCUCUGAGCAGGCCGAGGCGCCCGCGGCGAGCGCCGACGAAGACUCCGAGUGCGGCGGCGGGCGCUUCGAGGAGGGGGUGGCCUACGAGCCGCUCGGCAUGCCCUCGCGGCCGUCCCCGCAGAGGGCGGGUGGCGCCGCGGAGUGCAGGCGGAUCUGCCUGGAGGAGGCGUUGUGCGCGUACUUCUCCUUCGAGCGCUCGGGCUCGCCCGCCGACGGCGGGGGGAGCUGCCACCUGCACGACGCGCUCGCCGUCCGGCGGCCCGGCAGGGCCGGGUUCACCGCCGGGCCGCGCCAGACUUGGUGCGAGCUCUCGGACGAGGUGAGGAAGCGCUGGGUCAGGGCGAACGCGAGCGCUGGCGGCGCGGGAGGACCCGCAGAAGGUCUCGCGUUCGUGCCCCCGGCGUACCGCUGCAUGGUCAUCGGCGGCUCCUACUCCGCCACGCUGGUCUCCAAGGUGAUCGACGAGGCGGGCCCGCGCACCGACCCCACGGGCAUCUUGAGGUGCCAGCAGUGGUGCGCCGACACUCCUGGGUGCGCCUUCUUCAGCCUGGAGGUGCGGAACAGGUCGUGCUGGCUGCACCAGUCCAGCGCCAAGCUGAUGUUCCCCACGUUCGGGCGCGUGGGCGGCCCAGCCAGCUGCGACGGCGUGCCGCUCUCGAGGCCCAGCUGCUCGUGCGCCCCCGCGGCGCGGCCAGAGGCCGAGCCCACUUCGCUCUCCGCAGCGUCGGCCGGGGACCAUCUGGCCAGCGGUGUCGCUGGCGAGGGCUCCGCCGGUCCCGUGGCCGCGCCGGUGCUGGCCUGGCUGCUGGGCGCCGCGCUGCUGUACGCGCUGCCCUGCUGGGCCGCGCGCGUGGGCCUGCCCAGCCGCUGGCUUGUAGCGCCGCGCGCGCGGCAGGUGAACUCGCGCGCUGCUCCGGGCUUCCACGACGGCGACCGACUCCCUCUGCUGCGGCGGCUGGCUAGCGGCGCCAGGCCGCUGUGGUGCGUCGGCCCCAGGCUGCCCGUGGCCGACGAGUACCACGGAGUGCCCCAGGUCGUCGGCGUCGAGCUGCAGUUGUUGCCGUUGGCCUGGCCGCCGCAGCUCGCGUUGGCGUGUCGGUGGCGGUCCGGCGGAAG